Ogataea parapolymorpha DL-1 is the source of this 864-nucleotide messenger RNA. RefSeq lists its product as uncharacterized. The transcript has a single exon. The coding region runs from base 1 to 864 and encodes 287 amino acids. The record is from RefSeq and is a predicted model, not a curated record. NCBI's taxonomy places the organism in Eukaryota, Fungi, Ascomycota, Pichiomycetes, Pichiales, Pichiaceae.
AUGACACAUUCAGAUUCCAAAAAAGUCCAUGAUAGUAAGAGACGGCAACCCUCUUCAGCGCCAGAAGUGUAUAUGUCAACAAAUUACGCCCCAAACGAUCAUUCAGGCAGCUACAAUCAUCGUGCUCUGAAUCGGGAUUCAGCACCAAAGGUUGGCAUCCCGCCCAGUGAGGUACACAAUCCUUUUUUACAGAAUACAUCUGUGCAUCAGGGGACGUUCUAUAUCAUAUUUCUCCCCAUCGUAGCCGGGUUCGUGCUCGCUUUUUUGAUCGGUUCUGCUUAUCAUAGGUUUCGAGCCAAAAGUCAGGCUAAGGAUGUGAAUUCAACGGAGGAAUCUUUUGACUCAGAAGGUACAGAACCACUCGAUGAUGGAGGCGGAAUGCUUGAAAUUUUGAGAGGCCGAUCCCAUCGUGCGGCAGACGAGAUUAUCAAUCCUCGACGCACCAAAUUGACCAACUCCAGCACUACGUUGCCAGCCAACAAUGAGAAAAUUUACUAUCAACCAUUGGCAGAUAAGCAGGAGGUUAGGACCCUCCAAUUGAGAAAACUUGAAAUCUCUCCAAGUACUAUUUCAUCCUUUUCACCUCCUCAGCGACCUCCGCUGCCAAAGAAUGCAAUUAGUAGUGUUCUUUUGGAUGAAUUUAUUGAGACUGGGGAGAUACCUUCCAUUGUUGAGCCCUUGGCCUCGAAUGAUACCAAAGAUCAUACACCUGAUCCAUAUCUAUGUUACGAUAGCUCUUCUCCAUCAAAUGUCUCGAAAACAUUCCGGUCAAACCACAGCUACAGCCGUAGCCCUAAGAGGCAUUUACUUAGCUCAAAGAGUUCUUCAAGGAGUGAGAAGAGCUUGAGAAAUUCUUCGAGUUAA